AGGUCGCAGGUCUGCAGUCGGCUGUUGUCGGUCGCGUCAAUUGACGUCACAAAUGAUAAAAUCGUCAGCGGUCACCGCUUACAAUAAAAGGCUGGUUUUGUGUUAUCCUCGUUAGUAUACUUUGUGUUUGUGAGCUGCGCGCGAUUUGCUUAAUUUAUGUAGAGGAAACAGAUAUGCUACGAUAAAAAUAAAUAACCGGUUAACAGUCUAGUAACCGGUACAAGUUUCCUUGUAUAUCGCAGUCUGCUCACAUUCGCAUCGGCCGUGGACAUGCUCGUAUAGCAAAAACUAAAUAAUAAUUUGUUUAAUUCAUUUUGUGAGUACCAACCUACUCAAUAUGAAGUGUGUGUUAGUGAUUGUAUUAUGUAUUGUAUCAUGUUAUUGUGACGAUUUACCUGCGAAAGUAAGAAACGGGCUAACCGAGAAGAUUGGAAACUUUUCUAUCGAACUGUUAUACCACACGUCGAAAUCUCAACCCGAAAAUCAAAAUUUGGUGUUGUCGCCUAUCACAGUGUGGACGGCAUUGGCUGUGAUCUCCGAAGGCGCUACUGGCAAUACGAGACGUGAAAUUAACCACGCGCUACGUAUAACAAACAGGAAUAAAAAUGUAACUCGCGCUAACUACCGUGAAAUAUCCAAUUGGCUUGUGGUCAAGACAAAAACAGUGGAACUUGCAAAAAUCAAUGCAAUAUUCGUUGAUCAGCAACGUUUACCUCAAGAGGACUUCAUCGCCAUCGCUAAAGAAAUCUACGACACCAACAUGGUGCCGCUUAAGUUCGAGGAAGCUGACGUCGCCGCGGAUGUCAUCAAUAGACAAAUUUCGAACGUCACGCAUGGCCGCAUCAAGAACAUAGUUAACAGCGAGAGCUUCAAAGAAAGCAAAAUGAUAUUGACGAGUGCAUUGUACUUCAAAGCGCAGUGGACUGUGCCUUUCAAUGCGUCGUCGACGACAAAAAUGCCAUUCCAUGACAGUUAUGGUAAGAAAAUCGGUGAAGUCAACAUGAUGUAUAACAGACAAAUAUACCCAUUCGCAAAUAUGAGACAACUACAAGCCAGAGUGAUAGAGCUUCCAUACGGUUCAGAAAAUAGACUAUCUAUGAUCAUAAUGCUGCCAAACCCAGGCGUCUCUGUAGAGGAUAUGUUUUUAAAUUUUAAAACUUUUACCUUAGAUAAUUUUUUCGAGGAAAUGCGUUUGAGUUCUGAAGAGUUUGGCGAUGAUGAGAUAGAUUGUUUCCUUCCAAGAUUCAAAAUUGAGGCAGAUUUGGAUAUGAGUGAAGUUUUACAGAAUGCCAUGGGCAUUCAAGCCUUGUUUGAUCAGAAUAAAGCUACGUUGCCAUACAUGGCUCGUACUCCAAUGUAUGUUUCCAAAGUUUUACAUAAAGCCGAGAUUGAAGUGACCGAAGAAGGCACAGUAGCCUCUGGUGUCACUAUUGCUGAGUUUAGUAACCGCAUUGGCAUUAUUAGGUAUGAAGUGAACAGGCCAUUCUCAUAUAUAAUUGUAGAAAAAGUUACAAAUACUAUUGUCUUUGGAGGAAUAUACAAACAACCUUUUCUUUACUAAACAAAGUUGAGUUUAGUCAACAUAAGUUUGUACCAUUUUCAAAUAUUAAACAUUUGAAACUAUCCAUGAAUGGUAUGAUUAGUGCAUAUUUAAUAAUUCAAUAAGUUGAUCCACAUUGAAUCUCUUAGUAUAUACUUAUAAGUAAAAGAAUAGGCAUUCUUUUGGUGUAAAACAAUUUUUUAUAUAAAACAGUUGCUUAAAUAUUUGUCGAGUUUUACACCAUAUUGUGUCCUAUUCAUUCUAUUGUCCAAUAUUUAAAUACUCUCAUACUAUAUACUGUGAAGCAAUACAAAACAGUUGCAUCACACAAGGUAAAAUUAAUUUUCCUGUUGACAACUUGAAUACUGGGAAAAUACAACUUGUGAUAAUAAAACGUGGGCUGCCUGGAUUUUACAUUUAUUUGUGAUAUAUAUUGCCCAAAUAGAGAAUAUUUAUUAGCCAAUCAGCAGUCUUCCCACCAAAAAUAAACUAAAAAAAAUAUUUUAAACAUGUAAUGUUAACUGCCAUGUUAAACAUGUGAAUUGUGAUUUUAUUGUAUUCAAGUCAUUUAUACCUCAAUUAUUAUUUUUUUUUGUUAUAAGCAUGGCAUUUAGCAUGUUAUGAAAAAUGUAAUGUAUAAAAUAUAAAAAUAACAAAAAGAAAAAAAUAAAAAAUAAAAUUUGGGCAACCUUUUUUCAAGGUUGAUAACCUGUAAUUCUGAACAUAUACAAAUUGAAAAUAUACUCUGUGAUACUAAGCAAAACAUAAGUAUUGAAAGUUUGAUGUCUAUGUCUAAUUGGAUAAAAAAAAUACAAAUAAAUUGAGAAAAUCCUCCUUUCGAACUUUGUUAAAAUCCUAUUUCAUAUAUCAGGUGGCCCAAUUAACUAAGGUGUCUAACAGAGCUUUAUUUUUAAAUAUGUGUUAUUUAUUUCUAAAUUCUAUUUAUAAGAUUUUGUUAGUUUUAAGGUCUGAAGACUGCAGCUAAAUACUCUGUAAUUAUAAGCAAUUUUUGACUGAUAUUUAACCUUCUUAAGAGCAUUUUAUUCAGUGUUGCCAUUUUUUGUCUCUCUUACUUAUAAAGUAGGCAUUAAGCUAUGUGACAAAAUAACUCACUGUUUUAAAAUGUUUAUAAGUUGGAAGUCAUUAAUAUAAUAAUAAAUGUUCUCUAUAUUUUCUCAUGUCCUGCAUUUCUCAUGCUCAAAAAAAAAUAACAUGUAUUUUGAUAAUUCUUAAUUUAAAAUAAAUUAACAUGUCUUUAGAUAUAAGUCACACACACUAUUCAAAUAAGUAAAACACUUUAAAAUAAGGGCUCUCUAUAAACAUAUUGAAUCAAUAAUAUGUAAAACAGUUUUUUGAAACCGUUCUUGUACAUUUAUAUUGAUAUGCUGUCUCUUGGACUUGUCAAAUCAUUUGACUAAGCAAAAAGAAGACUUGAAUUUUAAGAAUGUUUAUUAUAGGGGAGUGACUAUAAUUAGAAGUUACACAUACGCAUUUUGUAAUAUAGUGAUGUCUAUAGAAAGAGUAAUUUAUUCAGAGAAUGAGAAAUGCAGGGCAGAUUUGGCAGCCCACAAUACUUGUUGAAAAUGUGAUUUGUACCCAUUCAAUGAUACAAGAAAUAAAUUUGUUACCUACA
Messenger RNA from Manduca sexta (tobacco hornworm), 3173 nucleotides. RefSeq names its product serine protease inhibitor 77Ba (gene serpin-4). The transcript has a single exon. Bases 338 to 1561 code for a protein of 407 amino acids. Gene Ontology annotation, molecular function: serine-type endopeptidase inhibitor activity. The record is from RefSeq and is a predicted model, not a curated record. Lineage: Eukaryota; Metazoa; Arthropoda; Insecta; Lepidoptera; Sphingidae.